Camponotus floridanus (Florida carpenter ant) is the source of this 10381-nucleotide messenger RNA. It is a transcript of the gene Atg17, whose product is annotated as RB1-inducible coiled-coil protein 1. Gene Ontology annotation, cellular component: extrinsic component of membrane; phagophore assembly site membrane; Atg1/ULK1 kinase complex. The transcript is spliced from 10 exons. NCBI's taxonomy places the organism in Eukaryota, Metazoa, Arthropoda, Insecta, Hymenoptera, Formicidae. Bases 1976 to 6370 code for a protein of 1464 amino acids. Gene Ontology annotation, molecular function: protein kinase binding; molecular adaptor activity. Gene Ontology annotation, biological process: positive regulation of protein phosphorylation; piecemeal microautophagy of the nucleus; autophagy of peroxisome. The record is from RefSeq and is a predicted model, not a curated record.
GUAAUCUGAUGUAAUAAAUAGUCAUACGGAAAAACCGCGAUCGCGCGCUCAUUUCUCGUGCAAAGUCUCGCAGCGUUUGUCGUCGUUUAUAAAUCGAGCGUGCACGUGUUGGCUUUUUGAUAUCAAACUUGGAAAAUGAGAGAAAUGGUAUAUUUACGUAAAAGAGCGAAAAGAGAUGUGAUGGAACGAGAGAAAAUUUCGUCCAAUAUCAUACGUUCGCCGUCACUGGCGAAGCGCUCGCGCUUCGUCAAACGUCAAGAACACCGCGAUGUGGCACGUGCGCGCGUGCGCGAUCGGGAUCUCUCUCCCCACCAUUGGCCGUUCCGUCCGCCGUGCUCGGCUGUGUUCGGCUCGCCGCUCGACGGUAAACAGCUGGCGACGCUCCGCGUUAGUUGGUGCGCAACGUCGAACGGGGCUGCGCGGAGUUGGGCCGUCUCUCUCUCUCCUACCUGCUCUAAUCUUUCCUUUUCGCGUCUAAUUAUAUAUUCUCGACCGACGCAUUCUUGGCCGCUGUCCAACUACUAGUCUCUGGCCGUUCGCCUAUAUCGACGAGAGGAAACGGAGCGAGCUGCGUCGUUGUGGAAAGCGGAGUCUCUUUGUUCGGUGCGACGCGAAGGUUCUGCGCAUAGACUGUGCGACGACGGAGGCGCAGCAUCGUAGCAUCGUUUGUGCGUCGUGGGUGCGCGUGUGUGUGCGUGUGCGUGUCGCUCGAGGUACUUUCGUCGCCCCUCGUGCGUAAGACGGGACGGGAUAGCCAAGAAUAGGCGGCUAUUAAUAUUAAAUCUACAUUGUGCAUCGUCCUAUAAAUCGUAGCGUAAAUUUGCCACCAACGUCUUUGUGAUCGUCGCCAACGUGAACGACAGUGUCGCUCGUGUCGAGGAAAGAGGAAGACGGAGAAGCGCGAGCGCGAGUGCGAGAGCGAGAGAGCGGGAUCGCAGUCGCAGUCGUGGAACGCGGCGCGCGAGUGCUUUGUUUUGUCGAGCAGCUGAUUCGAGGCGGCUACGUGACGGUAAACGCGAUACGCACGGCGUUCGCCGCGACCCGCGACGCCAGAGGAAUCGGCCGCCAGGCGCGCGCGCGUUUUCCGGAAAAGUUACGUCGCGUCGACGCUGGGAAAAGCGCGUCGUCGAUCGAGUCGAUACGUCGUCCUGGCUCCGCUGUCACGAAUCGAUCGUCGACGACGGCUCCACGGACUCGGAGGACGAGAGGAGGCGGUCGAGGAGGUAAAAAACGAAACGUAUCGAUAUUUGUUCGAUGGAUCUAACCUAACCUCGUAAGCCCCGAAACUCGCUUUCUCUCUCGAACUUUCGCUCUCUUUUCGAGGAGAUGCGAAGGAUUUUGCACGCCUGCCGCGAUGUUAAAUGUCCGAUGCGUUUGUAGAACGAUCGUGCUCGAUAAAGACGACGCGAUUCGCAAGCUGCAUCGCGCCAAGAUUAUAACCUGAGGUACGUACGAGGUCUACGAGGCGACGCGAUCGACCGGUGUUUCUCGCCUCUGUAGGUAGAAGCGGGAGCGAGUUUGGAACAAAGAACAAGGUCCCGUUUUUUACUCCGACCCGCACUUUUUCCAAGAAUCUUCCGCGAUCGUAAAGGGGAGCAAAGGGGAGACGGAAUUUCUCUCUCGACGAUCGAGAGUCGAAACCUUGAAAAAGAUUCUCGGGCAGUUACGAAAGCUAGGAAAGCCCGAUUAAAAUUUCAAGUCGUCGAGAAAUCUGGAUGAUAUCGCGCGACCCGGGACGUAGCGGGAUUUCGUCUCGAGAGCAACGUCGAGAAUCGCGUUGAUCGAUGCGGCAUAGUCUCGGGGGGGCCGUCCUCGCGAACGAUCAAGAACGUGGGGUACGGCCCCGAUCGAGCUGACUAGGGGAACCGUCGAGGCCGCGGGCCUCCCCUGCCGCUGACGGGGCCCGUGCCGAGAAGGAAGGCGAAUACAUCGAGAUAAACACACUUCUGUCGUUGGCUACUUGACCGGCUCCACGAUGCUCUACAUCUUCCACGUUGAUACCGGCACUACCAUCACCUUCGACAUCAAGCUGGCUCUAGAAAGCGUGAGCCAGCUGAUGGAGGCGAUCGAGAGGGAAUGCGGCGUAGUAGCGACGCAUCAGGUACUGCUUAUGAGCGGAGGCGAGUGCCUAGAACCCAAUGCACGUGUAUGCUCUUACUCGGCUGGAACCGACACGAAUCCGAUCUAUCUGUUUAGCAAGGCUGCCAUUGAGAGUAGUCUUCCGCCUACACCGAGUAUAGAUUACGGUUCCGAUGUGGAUCUUCAGACCCAGAUCGAUGCUUCGCUGGCAAUGCCGGCCACCUAUCAGACUCUUUGUGCACGUGCCCAUCUGGCUCAACAAUGUUGUGGUCUGGCACGAGAACAGACAAGAAUCUGCGAGAAGCUAGUUCAUGAUCAGCAUCUUCAACAGCAGGGUUGGGCUGCGGUAGUUGCAAAUCUCGAAGAUAUCACACAAAUGUUUCAAUCGCGAGCCGAGCAAUUCCAACAAGCCUUUGUUUUGUAUCUCGCUGAGAGGCAGCAACAUACGGAUCUCCUCGACAAUUUUAGUGCCGAUCUUGGUACUCUCGCAAAAAUUCCUAUUCUGCCGGCUUUGAGAGCCCAAGCGGAGGGCCUAUUGAGUCCGGAUGAUCAACCCAGUCAAUCUUCUGAGCCCGCUUCGGAGAAUCCCGGGGAAAUGCUUAGUCUGCUUCGAUGGAUCUCGGCUAAGGACAAUCAGAGCAGCCUAGAACAAGUGGCGGAUCAAUGUUCGCGUGGUUUAGAGCAAUUCGAUGAACGAUUGAUGGAAGCUUUGAAAGCCGAAGUAAACGCGGCCAUCGACAAUGCCAACAAGCAAGACAUGAAAGAAAUUAAGGGCUUGGGCGAGAGACUGUUCGCCUUAGAACAGCUAAUGGUGCAGACCAAGAGACUCGUUCACGAACAAGGCGAAUUGGCUCAGGGUUUUUUACAGAAUCAGAAUCGCGCGAGUAAUCUGGGCGAUGCAAGCGUCCUACCCGAUCUUUGCACUUCCCAUCGGCGACAAUUGCUCGUCAUGUUGCAGAAUCACAACCAGUUGCGCGAUAUCCGUCGCAGAUGUACCAAGGCGAAGGAGGAGCUCUCGGUGAACAUCUAUCAUCGUCUCAAAUGGAUAAUGUAUGUGGAAAAUAAGAUGGUAGAAGUGGGCAACAAGUUGAUCAUAUAUCACGAAAGCCUGAAACGAUUGAGGAGACAUCUGGAAGUACUCCAGCAGAUUCAUUUGGCUCCGGAAAUGUAUAUAAGCGCGGUAAUUGAAGUGGUAAGAAGGCGCACGUUCUCGCAAGCUUUUCUCGUAUGGGCCAGCAAUUUGGCUUGCCAGUUGUUGACAGUUCACAGCGAAGAGCUAGCACGUAGACGAGAGUUUCAGAGCAAAUUCAACGGUCACUUUUUGAACACCCUCUUUCCGGGCCUGGAGGAUACGCCGCCGCCUUUCGCGACGCAAGCACCUUCCGUUUUUGACAACGGACUGCCCAAGCUGACCGCGGAUGACAUGGAAUCAUUGAGGUCACAGCUUCCGGACUUGGCAUUAACCAUCUCUACGCCCGAUUUAAACAACAUCACACAUUUCUUUUUAUCCAAAAGCUUUACCGAGGGCAGCAGCGACGAUAUUAAGGGAAAGGAUGCUACAUCGGUGAGCAUUCCAGCGAAGGAACAAGAACGCGGUAGAGCGCCAAUGUUGUCCGACAGAGGGGACUUUGAAUCCGAAACAGAUACAGAGGAGUUUGAAAAGAUCGGUCAGGCCGGCGCUGACGCGACCAAGCCCGGCGUGUUCGAGAGUGCGAAACAGAAGCGGCAAAAGCAAUUGGAGGUUGGUGCUUCACGAAGCGUGUCCCCCGCUUCGUCGACCUCGACUAACGUCUCCCCGUUAAAUUCAAAAGUCGCGGAUCUAACGACCCGUUCGUCCACGUCAAGCGAACCUGGUUCUUUCCAAUUUCCCAGCCUGUCCGCCGUGAGUGAGCGCCCAGUGCAACUGAGUCCGCUGACUGAGUGCGUGGAGAAUGGCGCUGUUGAUUCCUCUGUCUGUUUGUUCCGUAACGGCGCGAGUGGCUUCUCAAACUAUCGCGACGCUUUACCACUCGAGGAGCAGCAUUCCUUGAGUCCGAAUCCCUCCUCCUUGCCACGGUCCUCCGUCAUGUGCGACGACCAGCAGCAUCAUUAUCAUCAUCCGUUGUCCGGUAGCGGUGGUAGCAGUCCCUCUGUCGGCGUAGGCGCUACCGAUUUUAUGGGUACUGAGUUUUACAUGGACGAAUCUCUGCCGAGCAGUCUCAGUGAGCAUCCUGCCGACGGCCAGCAUCAGGCUAUCAUGUCCCUCCUUCAGGAAAAUCUCGGUAAUACUCGCGAGGAAGUGGAAAGGUUGCAAUCCAUUCUAAAAACUAUGAAGAUAGUUGUAUGCGAAGAAUUGAAUUUCGUUCGGAAGGAAUUGACGAGUCUGCGAGAGCGAUCCAACAAGGACAAGAGCGGUUUCGCCGAGAUGACGGAGCGCAUGCGAGUGGCAUUAUCUUUAUACUCGCGAGAAUGCGAUCGACGUCUUCAAGAGCGCGAGCAAGAAUUGACGCUCGAGCAUGAGUUUGAAAUAACGGAUGUCAAGAAGCUGAUACAGAGCCACGAGGAAGAAAUUUGCACGCUUAAGCAUAAUCUUCUAGAAAAGGAGACAGAAUUAACGGAGCACGAACGACUGGUGGCCACAAUGCGUCAAAAGCUGGAGGACGAACAGAUUGAAAGAGGGAACUUACAGACUCGUCUACACCAGCAACUUGAGGAUUAUUCGAGAAUAUUGGAACAAGCGCGUAUAGAUAAGGAAGAGGCUAUGAAGAAGGCGAAUGAUGAGAAGUUUCUCGAGAUUACCUCUCUGACGAAUUCCUUGACACAAUGUCAGAAACGAAUUCAAGAAUUGGAAGAGAAUCUAAUCACUGCUCGCAACGAUCAGGAGAGAAUAAUGAAAGAGGUGACUGAUAAGUUCCAAAUAGAAUAUAAGACGGAAUUGGAAACCAUUCGAAGUCGCUUCAAAUUAAUGGCCGCUUCCACCAUGGAAAGGAGUCCUAGUGAUUCUAGUUUAGAAAGGAUCGAGCGGACAGAUGUUAUCGAGCUGGCGAAUCACGAGGCGAUUUUAGAGCAAGCAAAGGAAGAUAUGAAGGUAGAAAACGCCAUGGCAGUUCGUACUGCUAUAGAAAAGGAGAGGGCUGAUUGCAUGACAAAAUUGGAUAACGAAUUAAAAUUGGCAAAGGAAGUAGUUGAAGAGAAAAAUAGAGAGAUUGAGAUGUACAGAGUAAGAACAGUUGCGUUGAUCGAACAGGGCAAACGUUACAAGAAUAUGAUGGAUCGAUUAAUUGGAGAAUUUGGAUUGACAUCGGAUAUACAGCAAACGAUAAAAGAGAAGGUGAAAAAUCUUGAAACAGACAAAACAUGGUUGGAAAACAAAGAGACCGCGGAGAAGACAAUGCAAACGGUCAUGGAACAAAACAAAGAUACCCUAUACCCUCUGGAAUCUGAAGCAUGCAAGGAUUUGACCUACAAUCGGUUAGAUGGCAGUCAAGUCGAUCUGGAGAAAGUUUUCAAGGAUCUAGAAUCCGAAAAGUAUGAAGAUGAGGUCUCGGAAUCAAAGAAAGUACGAUUAGAGGCUAAUGACGAUGAUUUGGCUCAUCUAUCGAGACGACUUGAGAUUCUCGAGAACGAUAACAAGAGACUGUCUUGCGAACUGAGUUCAAUACGUGCGAGUAAAAUGGUAGUCGAAGCUAAAGUAGAAGCGUUAAUGACGGAUAAAAUUCGUUUAGAAAUUGAGUUGCUGAAGGAACGAGCCAAGAGAUUAUUUAGUAUCGACUCGUCAUUGUUACCCUCCGAAAAUCGUGAUAGAGACAUGAAUGCAUCGGUCGCGGUAGUUUCAGAUUCUAAUUCGAGUCGAGAUGCAGCUACGAGUCCAGAACCAAGUCGACGAUCAUCUUCCAAAUCCAUAUGCUUCCAUCCUUCCCUUCCCUCUUAUAUACAUAAAAAGGUCGCGGAAAAAGUGGCCAAGAUGGUGCAACAGGGGAUCGUCACCAUUACCAGUUGCAAUCCAGGUGAUGUGGUACUCGUAGUCUGGGACACUGUUCAUGGCAAUUAUGCAGUGUAUCAGGAAUCCUCGACUCUUUAUUUUCUUCAUUCAGACUACGUAGACGCACUGGACGCAGGAAUGAAUUCAAGCGGCUCUCGGAAAUGCAUUCUCGCCGAAGUGAUCGAUAAGGAAUAUUGUCACGCGAGAAAGCAUGAAAAUCGGUAUCAUGUCCCACGUGGCACGAAAUUUUACAGAGUGCGCGCUAAACCGCGAGAUGUACGCGCAUUGACAGAGGAAACGGGUUCAUUGUCAAAGAGUCAACUACCGUAAAUUUCAGACUAAACGUCGAGAAUCCCUUUGAUUCUUGCCUAGUACAAGCGCUGUGAUCGAGGAUUUGCAUCGGCAGGUCGCGUUUGUUACGAGACCAAUUACCCGGGACGCAAAUCCCGAACUUACGUCUCUGUAAACCAUCCGGAAACCUCUAGGCUAAAACCUGCCAGAGCCUUUAGACGCAUCCUUGACAUCGAUAAACAUUGGGGUGAUUAUCCAUAAUGAAAGAGGAGGAGGUGUGUGCAAAUUGGAUAAACGUGAAUUGAAGCAGAAGGAUGCGCCGGCGUUUUUUAUUGUGAUAUAAGUAAUUUUUAAACGAGUGAAACAUAUUUGCCGAAUGCUGUGGUUAACUGUGAAGCGUAAACGAUAUUUGUAUUCUUUGACUUUUCUUUUUCUAUAAAUGAGAAAACAAAGAGAUGUGAAUGCCGUCAACGAUUCUCUUUCAAUAAUUUAAUAGGCUGACCAAUAGAAUGAAAGACAGAAAGAGAGAGAGAGAGAGAGAGAGAGAGAGAGAGAGAGAGAGAGAGAGAGAGAGAGAGAGAGAGAGAGAUUGUUUAACUUCAAUAUUAAAUGUACGAUGCGAAAAGACGAAAGCAAGUCCCUCAGGCAACGUUCAGCUUUCUCUUUCCGCACUCCGAUAAUUAUCUUUGCAUUAUACGAAACGAAAAAAACGUAAUUGUAAGUUUUACAAAACCAGUAUAGGAGAAUGUGCGGUUUAUGUAUUAUAAAUACAUGUAUAAUCGCAUUAGGUAAAUAAUAUAUACAUAUGUAAACGUGUGUGUGCCCGCGCGCGUGUGUGUGUUGUGUGUAUAAAAUUAUAUAUAUAAAGAUCACAUAGUAAAUACAUACACACAACACACACCUACAUAUACACAUUAUUGUACGAAGCGUGCAAUAUCGAAUAUCUCACAGGUUCUAAAAGUGGGGCUAAAAUUUUGUAAGGAAAAAUUGUGUCUCGCGACUGUGUGUUGUGCAAUUUCGCAACUAUACCUAAUAUGUUAGGAUAUUUAUACAAAGAGACCGUGCUAUGCAACAUUGUAUAUUUCCGACGAUUCUUUUAACAAUGCCUUGCGUAGUUUUUGUCGUGCGAGAAUCGUCCUUUCACUUUUUUAUAUAUUUUCAGAUAUAUUCACUUUCACAUUUCUCCCUCUUCUCUCAUUAUUCACUUUCGCAGUCUCUUAGUAAAUAUCAACGAGGUUAAGAGAUACGUAAACGUAAGCCAAUGUUUCUAACGAAAUAAACAAAGGCUGCACAGUGUCGUUUCCAAUUUACUUACUUUAUAAGAAAAUGUUAGUUUAUAAGCAAUGCCCGUCGGAAACUCGACUCCGAAAAAGAGACAUGCUUUACGUAGGACAAAUUUUAAAACUGUACACACGUAAGUGUAUAUGUAUAUAUAUAUACCUUUUUCAAUUGUUUGACCGGUGUCCACGCGAGUAUACUCAUCGCUUUUACAUCAAGAGUCGCUUGCGCGGAGGAUCGUUCGAUUCGUAAAAGCUCUUUUAGUUGUAUUAUUUUGUAUCGUUAUAAAUAUUGUUAACUACUAUUGUUUCUCGUGACGCGUAACUCAUAGUACAGUACAGUACAAUAGCUGUGAUUGUUAGCUUCAUGUUCUACUUCACUUCUACUUAGUCACUUCUACUUAAUUAAAUUAAAUAAUUCCUCACGAAUGGCAUCGAGCAACGAUCCGUUCUUCGUAACCGAGAAUACAUAAGGGUGUAUAAACGAUAUAUUAUUUUCCUUUUCAUGAAAAGGAAUGCAAAUCUAAUUUUGUCCAUCUUCGAAGGGCGACGAUCAUUGUUCGCGACGAUUUCAAAUUGAUGCAAAUUCGGAAUGUCCAGUUUGCAAACGGUUUGCAAAAUAUGCUGAUACGUAAGAUAAACUGUUCGAUAGGAUAUUAAGUUAUCUAUGGAACUCCUCUUGAGAAAAGGACGUUUAGCGAAUGCAUAAAAUAGUAGCUAAUAAUAUUACUCUUUCGUCUUCAGUUCGCACGCGCAUUCUACUCUGCACACAUGUGCAUAAGACAAUGGGUUUUUAAUACCUAGGAGACGGAUGGAUGAAGCUUCCUUCCUUUCUCAGAAACAUCAUUUCUCUCUUCACUAUCGUUAUUUGUCGUCCGAAAUCGCAUACGAAGGAAAAAGAAUCUUCUACAUUGAAAUAAUACCACUGUCACGUGUAGAAAAGGAAAAUAAUGACAAUAGUAACACGUUUUACUGCCACCACGAUGAUGAAAAGUUCUUAAAAUUUGAAUUGUCGUACAAUUGAUCUUCGUAUGUGAUUUCCGCGUUAAUUUAGCUACGAUUCCUAUUAGACCAAACUUGUAUGCAAAUUUGAUAGCGGCAAAAAAAUGAUGAUGCACUGAAACUCCAGACACGAGGCUCAAAUAUCACAAUGCUUUCGACUGAAUAUUUUUCGGUUAAACUUUUGGGAGAGCGGGAGCGUUCUCUCUCUCUAUUUUUUUUUUGUAAAUAUAUUUUUAUAAAUUUACAUUUAUCAAAGACGUGUCUGUUAAAAACAAGCGAAAAUUAAUGAUUUAUUGCAAUAUAUUUAGAAAUACAUAGCGACUUUAUCGAUAUAAAAAACGAACACGGAGAAAAAGAGUAGAUUGUGUUUUCCUUUUUUGCAUGUACAUAUAUAUGCGACUCUAUUAUACUUUCAAAUAGCUACAUUUUGCUAUUAAGAUUUAAAUUUAAAUAUAUUCACAUUUGAAGAUUGACGAAAAACAAAAUUAUUCAAAAAGAUACUCAUCACUUUGAAUGGAAAGAAUGUUCUAUUGCUAUAAAUAUUUUGCUGUAUAGAUGUGUCCGCGCGUACGAUAUCGUGAUUUUUUACUUGUACUGGACUUGCAACUCGAAGAGUGGCGAGAAACAUUUAAUAUCAACAGACCGUCUUUCGACUCGUAUUGUUUAUUUUCACUAAGAAUCUCAAAGCUCUAUCUGUGUGCAACUUUGAUGUAAUUUUUUUGCAUCAUGUGAGAUAUAAGAUAAAGCGCGAUAGUGCUUUAAAAUGCAAUCGAUUAACUUUAAUUUCUUACUUUUAAAAGAUAUUAAACGAAUUCUUUUUCCCAAAAUGUGAUUGUGCACGAUUGCGUUAACUCUGACGAGAUAUCAAUUAGUUUCAAAAAUUAUUAUCUUAUUUUGCUUUUAUUAAAUUAAGAAUCUAAAUCUAUAUCAAAGCGGUGCGCCAGUGUAUCAUGUAAAUGUAUUAUUUAUUGAAAUAUUUAUAUGCUCGAUUAGAGAGUAAUCGAUUUUGCUUCAUUGAAAGUUCUAUUUUCAAUCAAUAUUGAAUGGCAUUGAUUAAUAUUGGUUAACUUGUAAAAAAAAGUAAUCGAGUAUCCAAAAGGAAAGGUUUCCAAGAUACAAAAUUGGCUAUUAUUAAGAACAAACAUUCGAAAAAAACACAAGUAUCAAAUAGCAUAAAGAUGUCGCUUUUACAUUUAUAACGAUUCCAAUUUUUAACGAGAUUUGUUUUUCUUGUAUGCCUAAAUAUAUAGCGGAAGAUCUUUGAUUUGGCUAAGUUUUUUAAAUAAUUGAAAUUAAUUAAUAAGAUAAAUGUUUUAAAAUUAAAUUAAAUUAAGGUUGUAUUACGUGCGCGUGUGUGUGAACGCACAUUCAUCAUGUGAAAGGGAGGGAGAGGGAGAGAAUGCGUGCAUACGUGUGUGUAAAUAAUAUACGGAGGAUUGUUUUAGAGGUAAAUUUUAAGAAGACAAGAACGCGCGAGAUCAGUUCGCGGCAUCUCCGUUGAUUUGCGACUAAAAUUGACUUUAAUUACUGAAUUAGAUUAAAUUGGCGAAAAGAUGCGAAUGGAGUACGUGGUUGGAUAUUUAAUUGAAUAUUUGAUACUUUCGUAAAAUUGAAAGAACUGCAGAAGAGCGAAAUUAAUUGUCGACUGGGGUAGAUUUCGAUGAAAUUUAAGGAUCAUAUAAUAACUAUAACUGUGUAUAAAAUAAAUUCGGUUUCUUUAUUCUGGUACUUUAUUCGGGUACUUUAUUCGGCUACUUUAUCGGCUACUUAA